This is a messenger RNA of Magallana angulata, 1794 nucleotides long. Its product is annotated as matrix-remodeling-associated protein 7-like. The transcript is spliced from 2 exons. The record is from RefSeq and is a predicted model, not a curated record. Lineage: Eukaryota; Metazoa; Mollusca; Bivalvia; Ostreida; Ostreidae. The coding region runs from base 1 to 525 and encodes 174 amino acids.
AUGUCAGUGGAAUCGGAAUCGGUUGGGUUCAUCGGUUGCACGAAAAUGGAGCAGCUAAUAUCGAAAUCGUCUCCUUACUUUUACCCCUUGUCACUGGGAUUUACUGCUUUAGUUCUCAUUUUUUCAGUUGUGUUUACUUACAAAAAAUUGCAAAACAAUCGGCACCCAGAGCCUCGAUCUGAACGGCCAGCAAAAACCCAACAGCAGCAAAAGAUGGAUUGUGAUAGUACAAACAAUGAAGAUAACCCUGGAGGUGGAGAUGGUCCAGUAUAUCCACCAAAUCUCCAGCCAGAAGUUGACCCUAUGACUUACUGUGAACACAUACAAAGUGAAGUGAAAAAGGCCAAGCAGCGAGUAACAGCCAAGAAAUUCAACAAAGAACUGACAGAAGAACAAAUAGAAGAGGAGAGAGAGGUUCAGAGGAAACAACUGCAGUCAAUAUUCGAGAUGAUGAAGACAGACAGUGAGAGGUUCGGAAUCAGUAGCCUGGAUGAUGUUCAGAGUCAAAUGAAACUGUAUGCAUAGUUCUGCCUUCUGUGUCUUUUUAACCAAAUUUUUUUUUUAUAGUUGUAGUUCAUAGCGUGACAUUUUCAGAAUCUCAAAAAAUCUGUUUUUAAUGUGACAUUUGGUUACUGUUUUAAUGGCAUAAAAAACUAUGUGUGAUCAUUUUUUUUUAUAAUCAGGAAUUUUAAUUUUUGUACUUCAAUGAAAUUUAAAAAAUGAUUUACAUUAAUUUUUGUACUUCAAUGAAAUUUAAAAAUUUGUUUUAUCUCCACCAUACAAUGUAAAAGUUUUCAAAGCCUGUAUUUAUUGGUAUUCUUAUUUGUUAAAGAACAAAUUCUAGAUUAUAAUAAAACAUCCCUUUUGCUCAGAAUAUUUUUUAAAACUAUUACAUUCCAAUAUUUGUUGUUGUUUAGAUUGUAACAAAACUGUUAUUUAAAAAAAUGAAAUGAAUAGACAAUAUUUAAUUGUUGUAUAUGUUUUGUGCUAAUGUGUUGUAACUAUGGUAUUUUAUCUAUAGUUUGUUUGGCUUUAAUGUUAUCUUAGGCUGCUUCAUACAUGUUAAGGCAUUACAUGGAAGACAGGUAUAGAAACAGGUUCUUUACCGAAAUUAUGUUUGUAAAAUUAAUAAUAACUUUGAAUAAUUAAAAAUUUUGUAUUCUUGUUAAUUUAUAGAUUCUAAUUUAGUGCAAUGAUGUGUUUCGAAACACUGCCUGUACACAUUGAUUAAAAAGCAUUUGUUUGAAGAAUGAAAUAUUGAUUUAAUUAAGAUACUAAUUAAAAGAAUUUUCGUGAAAAGGAAUAUUGAUUUUUUGUUCAUAAUCUUUAUUUAAUAAACUUAAGAUACUAAUUAAAUGUAUUUGAAGUGACAAGUUGUGCAAUAUUCCAUGUAUGAUCUCAUUUGCUAAAUUCAUUUGCAUUUAAUACUUUUAUGGCAUAGAAAUUGAAUUGUGUUGGAAAAUUUCAUUGGCAAAGUUUGUGAAUAAUUUUAACUAUAAAAGAUAGUCUUGCUGUUGGAAUAGCAUUUAUAAUGGUGCAAAAUUCAACAAAUAAACCAGUGACAAUAAAUGUAGUUACAGAUAUAGGCUUUCCUUGAUGAUUUUACCAGUUGAAAUCGGUCAUUGUUAUGAAUUGAUUAUGCAAUUAAAACAGAAGAAUUUUGUUUCAAGUCAUCAUGUUCUUUUCCGUCCUUGAUCUUUCUUUUUCUCUAGUUCAGUCCGUUUAAAAUUUGUUUGUGUUAAAAGUUAUUGUUUACUGUUUUGUUUUUUUUAUCAAUAAAAUAUUACUAUUUUA